AUGGGUGGCGCAGCGCUCUCCGCGGCGCUGCUGCUGGCCGGGGCCGCCUGCGCGGCCGCCGUCUACACGGACGAGUUCGCGCUGUGCGUGGACGGGCAGGGCGAGGCGCACGCCCGCCGCGUGGCGCAGAAGCAUGGCUUCGAGCUGCUGCAUCAGGUGACGUUUGUGGAGCAGCAGAGGGUGCGGCGGCGAACGAAGAGGGACCUGCUACGGCCCGAGCGGGCGCCCCGAUACCGCUCAACGUACCUCAAUGACCCGCACUGGCCACAGAUGUGGUACCUGAACCGCGGCGCCGGCCUCGACAUGAACGUGCAGGGGGCGUGGUCGCAGGGCGUGACCGGCCGUGGCGUGGUGGUCACAAUACUGGACGACGGCCUGGAGAAGGACCAUCCCGACCUCAUAGACAACUACGACCCGAUGGCCAGUUACGACGUCAACAGCCGCGACACGGACCCGCAGCCGCGCUACGACCUCAACGACAGCAACCGGCACGGCACGCGCUGCGCCGGCGAGGUGGCCGGCGGCGCCAACAACUCGCUGUGCGCCGUCGGCGUCGCCUUCGAGGCCAACAUCGGCGGUGUGCGGAUGUUGGACGGCGAGGUGACGGACGCGGUGGAGGCGCGCUCGCUCAGCCUGAACCAGCAGCACAUCGACGUGUACAGCGCCAGCUGGGGACCGGACGACGACGGCGAGACGGUCGACGGGCCCGGCGAGCUGGCCAGGCGCGCCUUCAAGGAGGGCAUCAUCAACGGCCGUGGCGGCAAGGGCUCCAUCUUCGUCUGGGCCUCGGGCAACGGCGGCCGCGAGCGCGACAACUGCAACUGCGACGGCUACACCAACAGCCUGUGGACGCUGAGCAUCAGCAGCGCCACCGAGAACGGCCACGUGCCCUGGUACUCGGAGGCGUGCAGCUCGACGCUGGCCACCACCUACAGCUCCGGCUCGGGCCUCGAGAAGCAGAUCGUGACCACGGACCUGCACCGCGGCUGCACCACCACCCACACGGGCACCUCGGCCUCGGCGCCGCUGGCGGCCGGCAUCUGCGCACUCGCCCUGCAGGUGAACGAGCGGCUGACUUGGCGCGACAUGCAGCACAUCGUGGUGCGCACGGCGCGCCGCGCCAACCUGCAGGCGCCCGACUGGGUCACCAACGGCGUCGGCCGCAACGUGAGCCAUUCGUUCGGCUACGGCCUGAUGGACGCCACGGCCAUGGUGAACCUGGCGCGCCGCUGGACGCCCGUGCCCGAACAGCACAAGUGUGAGACGCCCUCCAGCCACGUCGACAAGCUGGUGCCCGCCUCACAGCUGGUGCCGCCUCACAGUAUGGUGGUGCUGACGCUGACGGUGGCCCAGUGUCCUAGCGUCAAGUACAUGGAGCACGUGCAGGCCCGCAUCAGCCUGGAGGGCCACGCGGAGUGGCCGUUCAUGACGACCCACAACUGGGACGAGUCGCCGCUGGGCACCUGGUCGCUGAAGAUCCACAACGACGGCCGCUACUCAGCACCCGCCGCCGGCGGCGCCCCUGUCCGCCCGUCGUACGCCCGGCGUCGGUGA
This is a messenger RNA of Pollicipes pollicipes, 1554 nucleotides long. RefSeq names its product furin-like protease 1. Gene Ontology annotation, molecular function: serine-type endopeptidase activity. The transcript has 13 exons. The record is from RefSeq and is a predicted model, not a curated record. NCBI's taxonomy places the organism in Eukaryota, Metazoa, Arthropoda, Thecostraca, Pollicipedomorpha, Pollicipedidae. Bases 1 to 1554 code for a protein of 517 amino acids. Gene Ontology annotation, cellular component: trans-Golgi network; Golgi membrane. Gene Ontology annotation, biological process: peptide hormone processing.